CGAACCAUGCCUAUCGUAAACAUAUUGAAGCGUGCCUCGAGCUACAUCCUUGGCAGUGAUGAUGAUGCAGAAGAUGGUUCCACCGAGCUGGUCUACGAAGAUAAUGAAAUAUUGUUCUGCAAAAACAACAUCUGCGUACAUCCGCCCGCCGUAGUACGGCAAGAGUCGGACAUACUGCACUAUCCGGGCUAUCUGACCGUCACGACGAAAACGUUCAUCGAUCAGUACAACAAUGCGAAGCGUCCGACCCUGUUCCUCACCUGGAUACCGAACUCCACGCUCCGCAAAUGUCCCUCAACGGUCGAAAACGUUACCGUGGGCCGUAGUAUUGCCGGUGGUGGUGUGGGUUUAAGCGAGAGCAAACUAAAGCUACAUCUUCAGCAGCAGCAACAGUUGCAUCCAUCCGGAAAAGACAACGGAUCGAGUCAGCAUUUGUCCGCGAAGGGAGCACCACUUCAAGACAAAGGCACCCACGUACCUUCCAUGGGUGAGAAUCCGUUCACAACGACGAUAAAGAUUGCCAACACGAAUCCGUUCCUGGAACCGUACAACGAAACGAUCGCCCAGUCGGCUACGAGCGAUAGCAAAUCAAUGAACUGUUCGGACUAUUCGGAAACGAUCAGCAUCAGCUCCAACUCGGACAAGGUCAGUUUGUGCAACAGUAACGAUUACGAUGGACGGGAUGAGGAGGUGGCCGUUGAACCAGAAGAAGAAGGUGAAGAUGAUGUGGAUGAAGGGUGUAUCAUUACUUCAGAAACGCAUCAUUCCACCGGUGGCCAGGAUGAGCUGGAAACUGAUGAUCCGGAACUGAAGACAGAGCUACAGCCAUUGCUAGACGACGGUAGUGUCAAACUCUCCACAAAUGGUUCCUCGAAGCUACACCAUCAUCAUAAGCUGCCAUCACAAUCGUCGGUCACCUCGGUGAAUAUAACGAUCGCGAGUCCACACAUUCAAAACGUGGACAUCUCCCCGCCGGAAGCAACGCUACCGGCCACCGAACGCUUCCUCCGUUCGCUCUCCAUCACGUCCAGCGAUGAGAACAACCCGAACUGGAUGUCCCCGGAACUGUUGGCGUACAAGCACAAUCUCGCUUUUCCGGAAAGUGCAUCAGCAUCACCGAUCGUUAGCCGCAAGGCACCGCUAAAGUGUCGCCGGUUCUCGGUCGACCUCAGCCAGAUGCGUGCCCUGCGGCUCUUCUUCAACGAUGAACAGUGUACCUCCGGGCAGUUGGUGAUUGCAUCACGCGAAUCCCAAUACAAGAUCCUUCACUUUCACCACGGAGGCUUGGACCAUCUGGCGCAGGUCCUGCACCAGUGGCACUGUCUGCUGCACAACAUCAAGCUUGCCCCGGGUCAGGACGAACCGGCCAACGUACCGUACCGACAGUUUAUGGUCUGCCGGCCGGAAGUUCGACUGGCCGAACUACACCCGGAAGAGGGCAAGGUGUCGAAGAUAACGACCGAUUACUUCUACGGUACGCUGCUAAACGAACGGGGCCAGAUCGAGGAUGAUCUUCAAUUGCGCAAGUGUGUAUUUUUCGGUGGGUUGGAUCGUAGUCUCCGCAAAACCGUGUGGCCAUUCCUGCUGCACUGUUACAGCACUGGUUCGACGUUCGAGGAUAGGGCAGCGCUGGCAGAGAUUCGACGCCAAGAGUACGAGGAGAUAACAAGACGCCGGCUCUACUCAAUGUCCCCGGAGGCGCAGGCACAGUUCUGGCGCACGGUACAGUGCGUGAUUGAGAAGGACGUCGUGCGGACGGACCGUGGCAAUCCGUUCUUUGCCGGUGAUGAUAAUCCAAACAUAGACACAAUGAAAAACAUCCUGCUAAAUUACGCGUUCUACAAUCCGGGCAUGUCAUACACCCAAGGAAUGAGUGAUCUGCUCGCUCCGGUGCUGUGUGAGAUCAAAAGCGAAUCGGAAACGUUCUGGUGCUUCGUGGGACUCAUGCAACGGGCCAUCUUUGUCUGUACGCCAACCGACAACGAUAUUGAUCGUAAUUUGUGUUAUCUGAGGGAAUUGAUCCGGCUUAUGGUUCCUAACUUCUACAAGCACCUGCAAAAGCAUGCCGAUGCGAUGGAAUUGCUGUUUUGCCAUCGUUGGAUAUUAUUGUGCUUUAAGCGCGAGUUCACCGAAGCCGUUGCCAUACGCAUGUGGGAAGCCUGCUGGUCGAACUAUCUGACCGACUACUUCCAUCUGUUCCUGUGUCUCGCGAUCAUUGCUGUUUACGCGGACGAUGUAAUUGCUCAAGAUUUGCGCACCGACGAAAUGCUGCUUCAUUUCAGUUCUCUUGCGAUGUACAUGGAUGGACAGUUGAUUCUGCGUAAGGCACGUGGACUUCUACACCAGUUUCGACAAUUCCCGAAAAUUCCCUGCACAUUGUCUGGGCUGUGUAAGCGCUGCGGUCCCGGUAUGUGGGACUCGGGACAUCAUCCGUCGAUCGAGUGUAUCGGACAUCUGGAUCACGAGACAUGCGCGUUGGCUAUGGAUUAAACUAUUGUUUCGUAUCGUCACGUUACCGUUUUGUCGUACCACCGUUGC
Messenger RNA from Anopheles maculipalpis, 2538 nucleotides. RefSeq names its product TBC1 domain family member 16 (gene TBC1D16). Lineage: Eukaryota; Metazoa; Arthropoda; Insecta; Diptera; Culicidae. Gene Ontology annotation, cellular component: early endosome. Gene Ontology annotation, molecular function: GTPase activator activity. The record is from RefSeq and is a predicted model, not a curated record. The coding region runs from base 7 to 2490 and encodes 827 amino acids. Gene Ontology annotation, biological process: activation of GTPase activity. The transcript is spliced from 5 exons.